AUGGAGAUUGUGCCUCGGAACGCCCCGACGCACGAGCAGACCACUGCGUCGAGCACGGCGCACGCCGAGACUGGUGUGCACGAUGCAAUGCGGUACGGCCCCCGUAGCAUGCACGCGGAAACCGCCGCGGCAUCCUACCACCCCGCCGAGAACCGCCUGGAGAACUGGGACGCGACGCAGCGCAGCUGGAAGCUGACGUCCCAGCGCAACAUCUUUGGCCUCGGCAUGCCGGUGCGCACGAUGAUGGAGCGCAAGAUCGUGGCUCGCGACCCUCAUAUGCCCGCGCGCGGUGUGUCGCGCGUCCACCUCGAUAUCCUCGACGGCACCGACGAAUCGCUCGACACGGCCGACUUCCUUCCGUCGGGCGUCUCGGGCGAGACAGUGGACAUUCAUACGGCGAUGGAGCGCAAGCUCGACUCGCGCGAGGAUGCAUUGCUGGUGCCCCAACUGUGCACCGUGCGUGCAUGCGGUUUGGAAGGGGGUAUCGCCGCGUGCCCGAGCGAGUCGGUGCGCUCGUAA
This is a messenger RNA of Malassezia japonica, 519 nucleotides long. RefSeq lists its product as uncharacterized. The coding region runs from base 1 to 519 and encodes 172 amino acids. NCBI's taxonomy places the organism in Eukaryota, Fungi, Basidiomycota, Malasseziomycetes, Malasseziales, Malasseziaceae. The transcript has 3 exons. The record is from RefSeq and is a predicted model, not a curated record. Gene Ontology annotation, cellular component: nucleus; cytoplasm. Gene Ontology annotation, biological process: proteasome assembly.